GCAGCGCAGAGAGCGGAGCGAAGGCUGCGAGGUUUAGCAGCCCCUCCGUGUGCCCCUCUCCUCUCCCCCACGAAGGGCCACACUGCUGCUUCUCUCUGCUUGUUCCCCUCUGCUGCUCAGGAGUCUCCUCCGCCUUUCUUUGCACAGCAAGUUAGGGAGGAACGUCACUUUCUUUUCUAUAGGAUGUGCAAGCAAAGCCCUUUAGCAGCCCCUCUAAGGGCUUUUACAAGGGGCGGCACGUGUCUUGUGUAGCUGAAGGGUGCUCAGGCUGCAGCUCCCAGGGGAUGUGGUUGACGAUCUGAGCAGCCCGGCUCAGCAUCUCAGAUCCCCCCCGGCUCCGAGAAACGACAGGGAUGCUUUGUCACCGCAGGUGCUCUCGGAACCAGAAUUACUCGUAGUCAAACAGAGGUGACAGUCGGUAAACAGAAAUGUUGCAAGUAGGGUUAAUCAUUCACAAGCACAAAUAAGCCUAAUAAUUUACAAGCCCCACCUGUUGUGGAGCUGUUACAGAGCAAUUAGUGUUUGCUACCUAUUGCUUUUGGAUCACUUGCUGCGCUGUCAGGCGUUGCUGCUAGAACUCUGGCUUGUUAUGCAGCCAGCAAUCAGAAUGGUGCCAGUGUUUUAGCCAGGUAUUCUUAGGAGGGACUGAAGCCUUCCUUCUCCUUGGCACUUGCCUGCAGAUCUUCCCUGCUAGUUUUCCACAACCCUGUCCUGCUGACAUCAGGCAGCUAGAGAACACUGUUCACUGGGGACAAAAUGGAGGAUGAAUAGCUUGCUCUGUGUUUUGUACAGCCCUUUCCUCUCCUGCUGCUCAGAUAUUUUGCACAUAAUUCCUUCCCAUUCACUUGUAGAGGAGAAUUGAGCCAGCUUGUCUGUGUGGAGAUGCUGGGAGACAAGCUGGUUAGCACAGUUCCUGCACUUCCAUUUGUUGCUGUCUCCACUGUACUUGCAAUUGUCCUGGGUAAUUGCAGGAGCAUGGAGGAAAUUGCACGGGAAAAGUGAUCUGGGUUAAAAAAUAAAUUUAAUAUUACAAAUUUAUAUGCAUGCAUAUGCAAAUAUGUAGUCAUUUCCUGGCACUGUUGAGGUGGGGGAAUGCAGUGCUUAUUGGCAGGGGAGCAAUAAGGAGCUGAUGGGAAUGGUGGAGAGCAGCAAGGAGGUAGCGUGUCAGAGGUUGCCUUGAAAAAUCACAUCCUGGAUCUCUAACAGGUCUUCUCUAAAAGACCUUCACAAUCCAAGGAUGGUUAUUUUCAGUAGUCUGAUUUCAGCAACUCCUUUUUCUGUUUGGCCUGAUAAAUAAGUGCUUGUGUUGAUAAGCUGCAAUAUAGGAGCAAAAAUGAGCAUCUGGAAUGGGGCUGUGGGAUUUGAAAUUUCUUAAUCAGGUCUGUCACCAAGUUGGCUUCAUGAACGUGUGUAGCCUUCUGGCAUGGCCCAGUUUCACUGCAGAGCCAGCAGGCUGCUCUGUUGUCUGCACAGUGGACAGGCUGUUUGUCCUGUUAUCUUUCCACUGUGGCAAAAAGUUGUUCCUCCCCUCCCCCCCCCUUACAUGCACUUACUUGCUUCAAACAUCUUUUCCGCUUUGUUUCUGUUUGAUUUGUACAAUGACGUUGGUCUGUUUUCUCAUUUGGCAGAUAACCAUGAGAGCUCUGGGCUGUGAAGUGAGGAAAGCGGAGAUGAAGAGAAUUAUCUCUGAAGUUGAUCAGAAUGGGUCAGGGAAGAUAAACUUUGAGUCAUUUCUGCGGGUGAUGACCCAGAAAAUGGUGUGUGAGCCCAGCUGGUCACAAAGACUGAAAUUCCUCUUGCUUAACUUUACAAUGCAGGCAGAGCCGUUUUCAAAAGAGGAGAUCCUGAAAGGUUUCAAGCUGUUUGAUUAUGAUGGCACUGGCAAGAUCUCCUUUGAGAAACUCAAGCUGGUGGCUGGUGAGGUUGAAGAAGACAUCACAGACGAGGAGCUGCAGGAGAUGAUUGAUGAAGCAGACGUGGAUGGAGAUGGGGAAGUGGAUCCAGAAGAGUUUUUGCGGAUUCUGACAUUGACUGACCUGUAACUACAUGAUUUCCUUUUUUCCUCCCAUUCCACUGUGAACGACUGUUUGCAGUAUCACUUCUUGCCAACUUCUAAAUUUUUUGUGUGUUGCCUUUCUUGAGUGAAAACACGCUGAGAUGUUUCAUUUUUGGUGUUGAUUCUGCUCCAUCACUGCAAGCAGUUUUCUAUAUCCCAGUAAACAGUUAUGUUGCUCGA
This is a messenger RNA of Gallus gallus (chicken), 2236 nucleotides long. RefSeq names its product centrin 1-like (gene CETN2L). Gene Ontology annotation, biological process: mitotic cell cycle; centriole replication; nucleotide-excision repair. The coding region runs from base 1347 to 2042 and encodes 231 amino acids. The transcript is spliced from 3 exons. Gene Ontology annotation, cellular component: centrosome; centriole. Lineage: Eukaryota; Metazoa; Chordata; Aves; Galliformes; Phasianidae. The record is from RefSeq and is a predicted model, not a curated record. Gene Ontology annotation, molecular function: calcium ion binding.